CAUGCCAGAAUGCAGUCCUCAAACAAGAAGGACGAUUGCACUGCCUGUGGCACGCAUAUGCAUGGUGCCUGCCCGGCAGAUCGGCUGCUUCGACAAAGAGCCAUGAACCACCCCAGACAUAUGGGCAAGAUAAGGAAGAGGCUGGAGGAUAUCAAGAACCAGUCCCCGAAGUUGACAAAAGUGGACUUCAGCCACAACGAAAGCAUAAGAUUGGCCACCGACGCCUUCUUGGAUGGUGGGACAGACUCUUACCUCCAAACUCUAAGCAAAGAGGGUGAGGUGGAUUUCCUCUCCUCGGUGGAAGCUCAGUACAUCAAGGAUAAUGCCAGGGAGUCUUAUUAUGCACAGGAGUGCCCAGGUGCGGACGGGGCAGCCGCGCCAAAGCAGAACGACGCCGGGUCACUGCCUUCGGGGACCUACUUCCCCACCAUUUCUGACAGCAGUGAGCCGGCUCUGCUCCACACAUGGAUUACAGCAGAGAAGCCCUAUCUAAAGGAAAAAUCCACCGCCACUGUGUAUUUCCAAACAGAGAAGAACAGCAACAUUAGAGACAUCAUACGCCGGUACAUCCACAAGACCACUCAGGUGUUAGCCAUUGUGAUGGAUGUGUUCACAGACACUGAGAUUCUCUGUGACCUCCUGGAGGCAGCAAACAAGCGCAUGGUCUUUGUCUACCUGCUGCUCGAUCACAGCAGUAUAGAUCUUUUCUCGGAGAUGUGUGACAAGCUGCAGAUUUCUGAGGAUCUCUUCAAGAAUAUUUCAGUCCGCAGUGUUACUGGAGAGGUUUACUGUGCCAAGUCAGGCAGGAAAUUUUCAGGACAAAUUCAAGAAAAAUUUCUGAUCUGUGACUGGAGAUAUGUGCUUUCUGGAUCAUACAGCUUCACGUGGCUGUGUGGCCAGGUUCACCGCAACCUCCUCUCCAAGUUCACGGGCCAGGUUGUGGAGCUCUUUGACGAGGAGUUCCGGCACCUGUACGCGCUGUCCAAGCCCGUGCGGGGCCCCAGGACCCCGCCGCGCAGCCUCCCCUUCCUGUUCAGCCGGAGCUGGGCCCCCCCGCGCAGCCUCCCCUACAGCGACGAGGGAAGCGCCAACACCCUCUCCGACCCCUUCAGCAGCCUCUCCGCUGGGAGCACCCACCAGAGCAAGCAGACCCCAAGAACUCUCAUGUUCAACAGCAACUUCAGCCCCCAGUCACCUCUCCAGCGAGUCAAUUCCUUCCACAGCUAUGUCUCGUUCACCCCCCCGCCUCCACAGAAGGCCAUCCAGCCUAACUACUAUCAGCCACCAUACAUGGCUGAAAACUCCACAGUUCCCUAUAACAACAUGAACAUUUACAGACCUAUAAGGCUCAGGCAAGAGGAACCGAACAGGACAGGGUUAAGCUCAUCCUGGAGAUGCCUCCACAAAGCUAACCUGUUUGCAUAA
Onychostruthus taczanowskii (white-rumped snowfinch) is the source of this 1425-nucleotide messenger RNA. It is a transcript of the gene SACK1A, whose product is annotated as family with sequence similarity 83 member A. The transcript has 4 exons. Lineage: Eukaryota; Metazoa; Chordata; Aves; Passeriformes; Passeridae. The record is from RefSeq and is a predicted model, not a curated record. Gene Ontology annotation, biological process: epidermal growth factor receptor signaling pathway. The coding region runs from base 10 to 1425 and encodes 471 amino acids.